AACAUUCUCUCUCUCCCCAAUAACAUUCUCAUUAUACUUCCUUCCUCUCCCAACCCCCCCCCCCCCCCCUGUCUCUCUCGCUUCGCUCAUUCUUUCUUGUCUCUCUGCAAUGGAGAAACCGCCAGAGUUAGAUUUGGAAAAACACAAGGCCAUCAGAAUCCUGGGCAAAGGGGCCAUGGGGACUGUGUUUCUCGUCCACGACAUCUCUACCGACCCAACCGCUCGUUCCCCCUUCGCCCUAAAGGUUGUGCAGAGAUCCAAACAUGACGCCGACCGUCGAGCUCGUUGGGAAAUUGGGGUCUUGAAAACCCUUUCCCCUCCCGACCCUGCCCUUCAACACCCUUUUCUCCCUCGUCUUUUGGGUUGUCUCGAAACCCCCGACCUUCUUGCCUGGGCUGUCCCUUUUUGCCCUGGCUCCGACCUCAACGUCCUCCGUUACCAUCAAAACGACCACGUUUUCUCCCCCUCUGUCAUCCGCUUUUACCUCUCCGAGAUCCUAUGUGCUCUCCAAUACCUGCAUUCCCUGGGUAUCGUUUACCGGGAUCUCAAGCCCGAAAACAUCCUCAUUCAACACUCCGGUCACGCCACUUUAACUGAUUUCGACCUUUCCCGCAACUUAAAGAAAAAACCUCCCUCAGAAAUUUUAGCUGACGACAAAAAGGUUCCUAAUUCUUUGCCUCAAUUUACGGCUCGACGUAAACAUCGACUCAAGUUCUUUCGAUGGAUCCCCGUCGUACCCGAUAACAAAUAUAACUAUGCUUUGAAGAAAGCGAAAUCAGCCCGAGUCAGCCCAGUGAGUCGACGAAAGCUGAGUUUCUCAAACGAGGAACGUUCCAACUCUUUCGUGGGCACCGAGGAAUACGUGUCACCGGAAGUUGUACGUGGGGAUGGACAUGAAUUCGCAGUCGACUGGUGGGCUUUCGGAAUUCUAACCUACGAGAUGCUCUACGGGAGGACGCCGUUUAAAGGGAAGAACCGAAAAGAGACGUUUCGAAACGUUUUGACCAAAGAGCCCAAGUUCAUGGGUCAACCAAACGCUUUAACGGAUUUGAUCGGACGGUUAUUGCAGAAGGAUCCGGAAAAGAGGCUUGGAUAUCACGGAGGCGCGUGCGAGAUCAAAGAGCACGCCUUCUUUAGAGGGGUCAGGUGGGACCUCUUAACGGAAGUGUUACGGCCGCCGUUUAUUCCGCCGAGAGACGAUGGUGACUUGACGACAGAAGUAUCCCCAGGAAAUUUUGAUAUAAGAGAAUAUUUCCAGAGUUCGAAGGCUCCAAAUCCGAAGUCGAUGCCACCAUCGCCGUUGUCGGAUCAUAGACGGAACGUUUCAUUCACAGGGUACUAACGCACAUGAAAGGUUCAGUUAGAUAAAAUUAUUUUCCUUUUAGUUUUCAGUUCGUAGUGUACAUAACAUAAAGGUAGAAGACGAUGUUAAAAUGGCAGGAUUAUAACUUGUAAUAUUUGAAAAAAAAAAGAUUUGUCGUAAUAUAUAAUUGUUAAGACAGUUAUCAUA
This is a messenger RNA of Gossypium arboreum, 1510 nucleotides long. Its product is annotated as serine/threonine-protein kinase UCNL-like. Gene Ontology annotation, biological process: protein phosphorylation. Gene Ontology annotation, cellular component: plasma membrane; nucleus; cytoplasm. Bases 110 to 1342 code for a protein of 410 amino acids. The transcript has a single exon. Gene Ontology annotation, molecular function: ATP binding; protein serine/threonine kinase activity. The record is from RefSeq and is a predicted model, not a curated record. NCBI's taxonomy places the organism in Eukaryota, Viridiplantae, Streptophyta, Magnoliopsida, Malvales, Malvaceae.